GGGGCGGGCCCCACGGCGGCCGCGCCAGGGCGGAAAGCCGCUCAGCGAGCGCGAGGCCGAGCUGUUGAAGAGGUUGCGGAGGCUGGAGGGCGUCGUGGAGGAGCUGAGCGGCCAGGUGGAGUUGGAGGCGGUGAAGCAUUCGCCGGCGAGCGAUCAGUCGAGGGACGGCGAGGCGGGCGAGGCGGGCGGGGAGAAGUCUGCGAGCGUUAGGGUGAUUGGGAUGGAUGAGGGAAAUGGGACGAAGAAGGAUUGGAUCGUGAGAGGGUUUGCGCUGGGAUCGGGACCGCCCAAGGCGCAGUUCGCGGUGCAUCACGCGGAGGGGACAGCGGGGAGAUUGGUGUUGGAGGAGGGGAAGAGCCAAUAUGUCUCGAGCCCGUUCUGGGCAACCAUCAGUGAUGAAGUCGAAGAGCUGCGGGAGAUCAUCGAGGAGCAGCACUUGGAAUCGGAUGAAGAGCUGCCUAUUUUGCCGACUGAUACGAUCACUGAACCGAAUCAUCAGAGCUUCAUAAUGGGGUACAACUCCUCAGAUGUCGAUCUCAAGAGCCUACAUCCCCUACCCUCCCAGAUUCCUUUCUACUGGCAAACAUUCCUCGAGAACGUGCACCCUCUGGUGAAGAUCCUGCACGCGCAGACGAUGAAUAAGGUUAUCAAGGAGGUGCAGAACAAUCUAUCUUCAUUGAGCGAAAGUACUGAAGCCUUGAUGUUCGCGAUUUACUUUGCCACUAUUACGUCUAUGAAUUCUAGUGAGGUGAAGAAGAGUUUUGGCGUUGAAAAGGACUAUCUAGUCAAGCAGUACCGGUUUGGCGUAGAACAGGCUCUCGCCAAGGCGGGCUUUCUCAACACGAAUGAAAUCGUGACGGUCCAGGCGUUUGUGCUCUUCCUGGUCUGCGUCCGCAGACAUGAUGAUACCCGCUUUGUGUGGUCGUUGACAGGACUUGCUAUAAGAAUAGCUCAAUCACUCGGUCUUCAUCGGGAUGGCACCAAAUUCGGCCUUUCCCCCUUUGAUACCGAAAUGCGAAGACGACUCUGGUGGCAAAUCUGCGUCUUGGACGUUCGAGCCGCCGAAGACCAUGGCUCCGACCCAUCGAUCAUGGAUCAAUCCUUCGAUACCGAACUCCCGCUUUCUAUCAACGACAUAGACCUUGACCCCGAUGCCACAGAACCACCCGCUCCAAGACCAGGUGUCUCAGAAAUGACAUUCUGCUUGAUCCGCUACGAGAUUGGCCAUCUUUCGCGAAAGCUCUCAUAUAUCCCCCCUGGUCAGGGCCCGGGCCGGGAUAAAGCCCUCUCCCUGACGCUUGAAGACAAGGAACGGAUAAUCAAAGAAACAGCGGAUCAUCUAGAAGAGAAAUAUCUUCAAUAUUGCGAGAACGCUGGGCCUCUUUACUGGGUAGCCGCGACCGUCGCACGUCUCAUAAUAGCCAAGAUGACACUCAUAAUCUACCACCCCCUAACCCAACCCAGGAAUUCUAAUAAUCCCUUGCCCCAAAACAUCAGAGACCGACUCUUCAUGGCUUCCAUAGAAAUCAUCGAGUACUCCCAGGUUCUCGAAGCCGAAACCUCGACCAAGAAAUGGGGCUGGCUCUUCCAUACCUAUAUCCAAUGGCACGCCAUCGCCUACGUUCUCGGCGACUUAUACAAUCGACCCCCCAGCCUGAUAGUCGAGAGAGCAUGGAAGGCCGUCGACAGCGUGUUCAGGGAAUGGGGCGGCCAGAUCCGGAGCACGAAGACCGGCAUGAUCUGGCAGCCCAUGCGCAAACUCCUAGCUCGAGCCCGGAGGAAGCGCGAAGAGAACAUGCGCGACCACCACCCGGCGUCCCUCGAACUCGGUAUCGACAGCCGCUACGUGCGUCCUCCCCCACAGUGCAUGUCCGACACCCUCAGCAGACCCGAAGCCUGUCCGGCCUCGACCCCGCGCGACACACUAUUCACGCAGACCAGCGACACCACCAUGGAUUUCGUCUCCAACCUCGUCUCCCCCUCGCCCUCGACCCAGAAUCCAAACUUCCCCCACCACCACGCGGCGCCUUCCCAUCAGUAUCCCUACGACAUGUCGAUGCCGUCGGCACCGCAGACACUGGGCAUACCCCCCGCGCAGCCCGAACAGCAGCAGCCAUGGGUCAUGGACGAGAAUGCAUUGUUGGAUCUGGAUAUGAACGAGUCGGGUGAUGUGAAUUGGGAGAGCUGGGAUGAUCUAGUGCGCAAUUUCGAGAUGGGGAAUGAGAGCGAGAGAGGUAUUGAUGGGAAUCUUAAAGGGGGUAUGGGAGGUUGGUGGUAA
Messenger RNA from Amorphotheca resinae ATCC 22711, 2278 nucleotides. RefSeq lists its product as hypothetical. Gene Ontology annotation, molecular function: DNA binding; zinc ion binding. The record is from RefSeq and is a predicted model, not a curated record. The transcript has 3 exons. The coding region runs from base 221 to 2278 and encodes 685 amino acids. Gene Ontology annotation, biological process: DNA-templated transcription. Lineage: Eukaryota; Fungi; Ascomycota; Leotiomycetes; Helotiales; Amorphothecaceae.